Molecule: messenger RNA, 1509 nt
Organism: Leptosia nina
Lineage: Eukaryota; Metazoa; Arthropoda; Insecta; Lepidoptera; Pieridae
Source: the annotation of a GenBank genome assembly
AUGACGACGGACAACGGCCUUAACUCGCAAAGGGUCUUCAAGAAAUCAUCUCCAAACAACAAGCUAACAAUGUACUUGGCUUCUCGCGACCUGAUUGUGGAGAAUGGGAGUAUAGACAAGAUCCAGGGGGUGCUGCAUGUGGAUGGAAGCUUGGAGAACAAGAAGCUCUUCGGACAAGUUACACUUACUUUCAGAUAUGGCCGCGAAGACGAAGAGGUGAUGGGUUUGAAAUUUUGCAACGAAGCCAUCAUGAGUUUGGUACAAAUUUGGCCUCUUCACUGCAAACACGAUGUCGAACCUAACAGCCCACUACAGGACGCGCUGAUAAAACGCCUAGGUGCAAAUGUUUUCCCGUUUCACUUAGAAUUAACCCCACUAGCGCCACCUAGUGUGCAGUUGGUACCAGCGAAGCAAUAUCACGGCGCACCAAUCGGUACAUCUUACGACGUUCGCGCAUAUAUUGCGGACCAAGCAGAUGAAAAAAUAUCUCGACGGAACACAGUUCGCAUGGGUAUCCGAGUGUUGCAAGGUGCGGGAAGACCACAGCCCGCGGUGUUACCAACACAGUCCACACAACAUCCUUUGAGUGUUCUUGCGCAUCAUAAUGUUCUAAGGCUAAAAGGCAAAAUAAAAUCGGAAACGGAUCAAAGUAGCCGGCCCAAGACAGACGAAAUUGAGAACCAGGAGCCGACACCACCUCGGGUCGCUGUGGAAAAGCCUUUUUUAUUAUCAGACGGCAGAGUGGAGCUAGAAGCUUGGCUGGAUAAAGCGACGUACGCGCACGGCGAGUCAGUAAACGUCAGUGUCAAUAUAAUCAACCACUCGUCUAAAACCAUCAGACGGAUAAAGGUUCUUAUUAUACAACACGUAGAUGUUUGUAUGUUCUCCAAUGGAAAGUUCAAGAAUGUCGUGGCGCUGCUAAGAGGUUCCGGUACUCCUGUAUUGCCAGAUCAAACACACAACAACACAUAUACAUUGACUCCGCAUAGAGGCGUCACCAAGAACUGGAUAGCUCUCGAGGACUCCUACUCCAAAUCAGGCGCUAGCCUUGCCUCAACUGUUCUGUGCAGCUCAAAGUCUCAAGACGAACGUAACGUGUUUGCCAUCUACGUAUCGUAUUACGUGAAAGUUAAGUUAACACUUAGUGCUAUGGGCGGUGAGGUUUCAGUCAAACUACCCUUUACACUAACACACUCCUGCAUAAACGAAGCACCAACAGACAGCGUCAUAGAAGAAGCGACACACAAAAUGAUUCUAGAAGGAAAAGAAUUGGAUGAAAUAAAAGUGGAAGUGAAAGACAAACAAAAUAAGAACGGUGGACCGAAACCAGAAUUUGAUGAAACUGAAGAGAAAUCGCCGGAAGAUCAUAAAUGUGUCGCAGAUGUUUUAGUUAAUAUAGAGAAUCAAAUUGCAAAACCUAUAGUGACAAUUCCAAAGCAGUUCGCCGCUGCUAAAUGCAGUAACGAGGAGUUUGAUUUAAUAGAGAAAUAUCCCGGUACCGAUACGUGA